Messenger RNA from Phialemonium atrogriseum, 2679 nucleotides. Its product is annotated as WD40 repeat-like protein. Gene Ontology annotation, cellular component: 90S preribosome; small-subunit processome; t-UTP complex. Bases 1 to 2679 code for a protein of 892 amino acids. NCBI's taxonomy places the organism in Eukaryota, Fungi, Ascomycota, Sordariomycetes, Cephalothecales, Cephalothecaceae. The record is from RefSeq and is a predicted model, not a curated record. Gene Ontology annotation, biological process: maturation of SSU-rRNA from tricistronic rRNA transcript (SSU-rRNA, 5.8S rRNA, LSU-rRNA). Gene Ontology annotation, molecular function: protein binding; RNA binding. The transcript is spliced from 2 exons.
AUGGACGUCCAUCGCUGCCGCUUUGUUCCUUACCCUGCCUCUACCAUCAAUGCUGUCGCUUUCUCACAUUCCUCGCUUCCUGCCACGGUCAAGAAGGGGUCGCAUAGGCAUGCAGUCCGCCUCGCUGUCGGACGAGCAAACGGCGACCUUGAAAUCUGGAACCCACUGAAGGGCAUAUGGUACCAAGAACUUGUCAUACCCGGAGGCCAAGACCGGAGCAUAGAUGGCCUGGUCUGGGUCACCGAACCAGACGAAGUGCUAGCCGAUGGGAAGAUUAUCCACGGCAAAUCAAGGCUCUUCAGCAUUGGAUACACCACGACCAUCACAGAAUGGGACUUGGAGAAGGCCCAGGCGAAGACACAUGCCAGCGGGCAGCACGGCGACAUCUGGUGCCUUGCUGUCCAGCCCCUCUCGUCUGGAGGCACCAACCCCAACCAAACCCGGAAGCUCAUCGCGGGCACCAGCGACGGCAGCCUUAUCAUGUACUCGAUCGAGGAUGACGACCUACGCUUCCAAAGAGCCAUGUUCAAGACCCCCACCAAGAAGGUGAAGAUGGUCAGCAUGACCUUCCAAUCUCGACACGUCGUCAUCGUUGGCUGUUCAGAUAGCACGAUCCGCGCCUACGACGUCCGGAACGGCGCGACAAUAAGACAUAUGACCCUUGGAUCCGAUCUCAACGGUAGCGGCUCAAAAUUCAUCAUCGUUUGGGCGUUGAAAUGCCUACGGAACGGUGAUAUAGUGUCCGGCGAUUCGACGGGCCAGAUUUGCAUCUGGGAUGGCAAGACAUAUACCCAGGCACAAAGGAUUCAGAGCCACACACAGGAUGUUCUGAGUCUGGCCACGAGUUCCGACGGCUCCAGAAUUAUCUCCGGUGGUAUGGACAGGCGGACAGUUCUUUACGAGACGAUGCCUGGACAAGCCGGCCGCUGGACCAAGGUCUGGCAUCGCCGGUAUCACAGCCAUGAUGUCAAGACCAUGGCCUCGUUCGAAGGGGAAGGGUUGAGCGUGGUCGUUUCCGGAGGUCCCGAUUCCACCCCGCUUGUCUUGCCGCUCCGAGGAGCUGGAAAAGAGUAUCAUAGAGCUCUGUCUCAUCUCCCUCAAGCCGCACCGCUACAGAGCGCCCCGAGGGCUCGGCUAAUGAUUAGCUGGUGGGAGAGGGAGGUCCAAAUCUGGCAACUUCCCAAACCGUUCAAGGAGGCGCUCAAGGGCAGCACGGAACCCGAUCCGGUGAACAAUCAUAAAAAGCUGGGCCGGAUUCUCGUAAAGGGAGAAUCGAACAUCACGUCCGCCACCAUUAGCGAAGAUGGCAUUCUGCUCGUGGUCUCGACGGCCUCGGAUGUCAAGGCGUUCAAACUUGACCUCCCCCAGUCACCGGGGGACUCGUUCAAGGUGUCUAAAGCGAACGUGCUGGCAACCAGCCGUGGCGCGACGAAGGUCCAGAUCUCACCCGACAAGAAUUGUAUUUGCUGGAUCGAAGAAGGCAGCAAGGUCAUGGUUGCGCAGAUCGUCACCGUCGAGUCAGCGGCUGGUCCAUCCUACACCAUCCAACGGCCCUCUCCUCUGAGGCGAUUACGGCGCGAUAUCUCCAAAUACACUCUACUGGGUGGUCUCGGGACCUACGACAGGAGUAUUUCGCAUGUUGCAUUUUCCGCCGAUAGUAAGAUGCUCGCCGUCACCGACUUGGCAGGGUACAUCGACACCUGGAUCUUGCGUGGCCCUGGGAGCAAGCAACAGAAUGGAAAAGGCGGCGAGGAUGACGACGACGCAAUCUCCUCUGCGUCGUCAGAGGACUCAUCGGAUGAUGAGCAGACCGGAGAGCAAGGCCCGCAAUGGAUUCGUAAUCCCAGGGCGUCGCUAAUGCCGAGGCUUUCGGCCCAGCCGGUCUGUCUGUCAUUUUCAAGUCAGACCCCCGGGUCGGUGGCUCGGAAUGGCGGGCCUCAGGCUGAUGACUAUACCCUCCUGGCCAUCACGACUUCGAGGGAGCUGUUCACAUUCAACCCGUUACGCGGCGCCCUCUCGGAUUGGUCGCGGCGAAACCCUUACGUCAGGAUUCCCGAGAAAUUCCGGGCAACCCGGGACCUCGUCAAGGGCGCUCUGUGGCAGGGCUCGAGGGUGUGGAUCUACGGUGUGUCCUACUUGUGCAUGCUAGAUCUGUCUGUGGAUCUCACCCCGGAAAUGGUAUCCUCCAUGAAGGAAGGCGAGAAAAGGCAGGGAACGAAGCGAAAGCGAAACGGCACCGAUAGCGGAGCUGGCGGCAAGAUGGAGAAACAUUCCCGCGUGCCCCAGAACGUCCGGAUGGUCUUGGACGCGGAAAAGAAGCAGUGGGUGGAGGUAGACAUGGCAGAGGCGGAUGACCAGCAGAGCGGCAGCGGGCUCGACGACGACGAGGACGACGACGACGAUGACGAGGACAUGGGUGGCAGCGAGCUGCAGCUGAUGAGGGAUCAGCAGGAAGCCAAUGGGAAAGGUGCCGAGAAAAGGGAGGAGAGGACGCCGUGGUGGCAGACGUACAAAUACAGGUCGAUCUUGGGCAUUGUGCCCCUUGGGACCGCCGAUGUGGAGCACGAAGGGGUUGGCCCUGAUGAGUCCCCCCCGCUAGAGGUCGCACUCGUCGAGAGACCAAUCUGGGAGGUGGACCUCCCACCACGAUACUUUGGAGAAGGCGAACUGGAGCGUUGA